UAGGGGAGUGUUCGCUGGCCACUGGAAAAUGAGGAUCUUCCACCGGGGGUGUUUAUAAAAUAGCUCAUUAAUGGCUGGGGGAUGAAUCGCUCCAACCAGGAGCAUCAUCAGAUAUAAUAAUAGUGACGAAUCAGACAAGGGAGAUUCUUGGCUAAACCAUUGGCCUUUUUCUUUCUUUUCUUUUUUUUUAUUCCCCCCCCCAAAAGUACCGAAGUCCUAAUAUCACCAAUUCUUCUAAGUUUCUGGACAUCGGUCGGGAGGAAGGCUUCGGAGUUCAGUUCAUCCCCGAGGGCUUCGACGCGGAAAGGGAAAGGGAGCGGGAAGGAAGCGACCAAGAAAGGAAAAGGAGGAAACCGAGAAAACUUUCCACCCUGGAUUCUCUACUUUUGAUCCAUGGACAGAGCCCACCGCAGCCCAGUUUCCGACAGACCCUGAACAGUCCCUGUUCGUUUUAUUGCGAGCUGCCGGUGGGGAGUUCGAGCCCGCGGAGGCCGAGGAGCCCGAGGAGUCCGAGGAGCCCGAGGAGCAUGGAGCGGCGGAGCGCCAGCCCCUGCCUCCGCGACAUCCGCGACAGCCGCGACAGCCGCGACAGUCCCGACCGGAGGAGCGGCAGCCCCGACCCCAAAGGGCCCCCGCCCCCCAAGGCCGCCCGGCUCGACCAGAACGGCAGCCCCAUGGGCGCCCGGGGGAGGCCCAACGGUGCAGCCCUGCCCAAGGCCCCCCAAGGAGGUUUGAUGAUCCCCGUCUUCUGUGUGGUGGAGCAGCUGGACGGUGCCCUCGAGUACGACAGCCGCGAAGAGCACGCGGAGUUUGUGUUGGUGCGCAAAGACGUCCUCUUCAGCCAGCUGGUGGAGACGGCUCUCCUGGCCCUGGGCUAUUCCCACAGCUCGGCCGCUCAGGCGCAAGGCAUCAUCAAGCUGGGCAGGUGGAGCCCCCUACCCCUGAGCUACGUCACGGACGCCCCGGACGCCACCGUGGCCGACAUGCUGCAGGACGUCUACCACGUCGUCACGCUCAAGAUCCAGCUGCAAAGUUGUUCGAAGCUGGAAGACCUGCCGGCCGAGCAGUGGAACCACGCCACCGUCCGUAACGCCUUAAAGGAACUCCUCAAAGAGAUGAAUCAGAGCACAUUAGCCAAAGAAUGUCCGCUCUCCCAGAGUAUGAUUUCAUCCAUUGUAAAUAGCACAUAUUAUGCCAAUGUGUCAGCGACCAAGUGCCAGGAGUUUGGGAGAUGGUAUAAAAAGUACAAGAAGAUUAAAGUGGAACGCGUGGAACGAGAGAACCUGUCGGACUAUUGCGUCCUGGGCCAGCGUCCCCUGCACCUGCCCAACCUGAGCCAGCUGGCCCCGCUGGGCAAGACGGGCGAGCCCCUGCCCCACGGCCAGCUCCACCACGGCUCGCCCAUCCGCAACCAGGUGCCCGGCCUGCAGCCCCUCAUGAGCCCCGGCCUCCUGUCGCCGCAGCUGAGCCCGCAGCUGGUCCGCCAGCAGAUCGCCAUGGCCCACCUGAUCAACCAGCAGAUCGCCGUCAGUCGCCUGCUGGCCCACCAGCACCCGCAGGCCGCCAUCAACCAGCAGUUCCUCAACCACCCGCCCAUCCCCCGCGCCGUCAAGCCCGAGCCCGCCAACGCCUCGGUCGAGGUGUCGCCCGACAUCUACCAGCAGGUCCGCGACGAGCUCAAGAGGGCCAGCGUCUCUCAGGCCGUCUUCGCCCGCGUGGCCUUCAACCGCACCCAGGGGCUGCUGUCGGAGAUUCUGCGGAAGGAGGAAGACCCACGGACAGCCUCCCAGUCCCUCCUGGUCAAUCUGCGGGCCAUGCAGAACUUCCUCAACCUGCCCGAAGUGGAGCGAGAUCGCAUCUAUCAGGACGAGAGGGAGCGGAGCAUGAACCCCAACGUGAGCCUGGUGUCCUCCGUGUCCGGCAGCCCCGGUUCUUCCAGGCCCACACCCCAGGCCAAGACGUCCACCCCGACGGCCGACCUCCCGCUGAAGGCGGAUGGGGCCAGCGUGAACAUCACGGCGGCCAUCUAUGACGAGAUACAGCAGGAAAUGAAGAGGGCCAAGGUGUCCCAGGCCCUGUUUGCCAAGGUGGCGGCCAAUAAAAGCCAGGGCUGGCUGUGCGAACUGCUGCGUUGGAAGGAGAACCCCAGCCCGGAGAAUCGCACCCUCUGGGAGAACCUGGGCACCAUCCGCCGCUUCCUCAACCUGCCCCAGCCCGACCGCGACGUCGUCUAUGAGGAGGAGUCCCGCCACCAUCACAGCGAGCGCCUGCAGCACGUCGUCCAGCUCGCCCCCGAGCCCGUCCAGGCCCUUCACCGGCAGCCGUCCAAGGAGAGCUCCCCUCCGCGAGAGGAGGCGCCCCCUCCCCACCCGGCUCCUCCACCCCCGGCCUCCGCCUCGGCCGAGGACGGCUGCCCCAAGAAGCCGCGGGCCCGCACCAAGAUCUCCCUGGAGGCCCUGGCCAUCCUGCAGAGCUUCAUCCACGACGUGGGGCUCUACCCGGACCAGGAGGCCAUCCACACCCUGUCCGCCCAGCUGGACCUGCCCAAGCACACCAUCAUCAAGUUCUUCCAGAACCAGCGCUACCACGUGAAGCACCACGGCCAGCUCAAGGACCACCCGGGGGCCGCCGUGGACGUGGCCGAGUACAAGGACGACGAGCUGCUCACCGAGUCGGAGGAGAACGAGAGCGAGGAGGGCUCCGACGAGAUGUACAAAGUGGACGGCGACGACCCCGCCGGCCCCGACAAGGCCCGGGGACCCCCGGCGGACGCGGACCAGAGAUAAUGGGGAGCCCCCCAGCCCCCACCC
Messenger RNA from Ornithorhynchus anatinus (platypus), 2810 nucleotides. It is a transcript of the gene SATB2, whose product is annotated as SATB homeobox 2. Lineage: Eukaryota; Metazoa; Chordata; Mammalia; Monotremata; Ornithorhynchidae. Gene Ontology annotation, biological process: regulation of transcription by RNA polymerase II; chromatin remodeling. Bases 528 to 2786 code for a protein of 752 amino acids. Gene Ontology annotation, molecular function: DNA-binding transcription factor activity, RNA polymerase II-specific; RNA polymerase II cis-regulatory region sequence-specific DNA binding. The transcript has 12 exons. The record is from RefSeq and is a predicted model, not a curated record.